Messenger RNA from Gallus gallus (chicken), 1434 nucleotides. RefSeq lists its product as uncharacterized. NCBI's taxonomy places the organism in Eukaryota, Metazoa, Chordata, Aves, Galliformes, Phasianidae. Bases 247 to 669 code for a protein of 140 amino acids. The transcript has 3 exons. The record is from RefSeq and is a predicted model, not a curated record.
CGCUCCGCUCCCGGCUCCGCCGCUCGCCGUCCCCCGCCGUCCGCGGCUCCUACCUGCGUGCCCCGCGCUACCCCGCGUCCCCGCGCGGCAUCUCCCGGCGCUGCCGGCACUGGGGCGCCUCCCGGCGGGGCGCAGCGGCGCGGCGGGGCCGGAGCGCGGAGGGGAGCGGCGCUGCCCGCGCGGCCCGCGCCGUCCGGCAGCGCUCGGCGCACUGCAUGUUCCCGGCAGCCCCGCGGCCGCAGCCUUAUGCACCGCGCGCACACGUCACCGCGCGCCGCGGCCAAUCGCCGCCUCCGCCGCCGUCGCCCCCCGUGGCCCCCCCGCGCCGCGCCGCCGCCGGACGGGGCGUCCGCGCCCCUUUAUAGAGCCGCGAGGGCGCGGGGCGCCGCCGGCCGUCGCCUUCGCCCGGUAAAGGUGCGCCCCGCGCGGAGCCCCGGGACGCGCUGCAGCGGCGUUAGCGAAAGCAUCUGCUCGGCCCGGCCCCCGCCCCCCGCCGUUCCCGGCCGCUUUCCGCCGCGGCUCCGCUCUCCGCCCCCGGAGCCGCGGGUGCCCGGGGCGCGUCUCGCACCCCCGGAGCGGUGCCCCCGUCGGGAUGCGGGGCUGAUUGCCGCCCCACUGUCCGCCCGGCACCGCGCGGCGCCGCUCCUCCGUUUGGUUCGGCGAGUAUGAAUUUCGCUGGCACCGCUCCCGCCCGGUUCGGUGUCCCCGCUGUCCCCACGGCCGCUCCUCGUUCCCCGCACGGACACCCCCGGGCGCAGCGGUGGGAGCACUCCCGGCGGCUCUCUCCUUUCGCCCGCUCUGCCCUUUCCCCCCUCGCAAGCUGUGAGCACGGCCGGGCCCGGCGCGCUGCAGCAGUUCGCUUUCACCCUUCCCGCGGCCGCCGCGAGUUGCGGGGCCUCCGUCGGUACCACGGAGCGCUGCGGGGCUGGGAGGGCCCUUCGCCCCGAGAGCGAUUUCUAAGGGCGGGCGGUGCGCUGCCCCCAACCGGGUCCGGGGAUGCGGGGGUCCGUUGGGCUCCCCUCGGCCCCGCACGGCCCGCUGCGCCUCUCCAGCAACUUUCCCCGCAGUGAGAGGGCGCGGGGUCGGGGCGCCGCCUGAACAAAGGUCUGCGGGGCGACGUCCCGAGCGAACAGCGCGGUGCGGCGGUGCUCCCACCCGUGGCACAGCCCUGCGCUCCCCACGGCCGGACGGGACGCCGCGCCGCGUCGGUGCCGACGAGCGCCGAAAAGAGCUCGGAGUUGCGGAGCGGUGCCCCGCAUCGCUGUGCCGCUCGCGGUGCGAUGCGGGGGUACGCACGGCCCCGCCCCCCUCCCCAUCCCCAACCCGGACGAACCCCGCCGGGGUUCUCUGCACGUCGGUAAAUGUCGUCGCUUACAUCCAAAGCUCUCGAUUUGUUUAUGGGAAAAUACAGUUAAUAAAUAAUUACAACUCCGA